AUGCUGGACUUUGCGCUGGAGGACGAGCGAAAACUGGAGGUAUUUGACCACCACUGCCUGAGAACCAUCCUUCGAGUGAAGUUCACCGACUGCGUUUCAAAUGAGACAGCCCGCGCUCGCUGCGACAUCUUAAGGAUAACUCAGGCCACCCAAGAAAGACGACUGAUGUGGUUCGAACAAGUUCCUUGUCGUCCACCUCAGGAGCUCAGUGUUACUGCCCUCAAUCAGGCACCGUCUUCCCAGUGGAGGCGUCGAAGAGGUCAGUUCAGAACCUGGCUCGACACAGUUCGUCAAGACAUGGAGGUGGUUCUUGAAACUUCGGUUUUUGGUCUCCGACGUUGGCGAAGGGAAUGGGUUCAGUUGUCCGGAUCUGCUGCCGCGGAUCGUCACGCGUGGAGAGGUACAGCUCGGGAUAUCAUCGAAGCCGGCUAG
Spirometra erinaceieuropaei is the source of this 432-nucleotide messenger RNA. The record is from the annotation of a GenBank genome assembly. Lineage: Eukaryota; Metazoa; Platyhelminthes; Cestoda; Diphyllobothriidea; Diphyllobothriidae.